Striga hermonthica is the source of this 1860-nucleotide messenger RNA. The record is from the annotation of a GenBank genome assembly. Lineage: Eukaryota; Viridiplantae; Streptophyta; Magnoliopsida; Lamiales; Orobanchaceae.
AUGGCUUCAUCUUUGCAACAACCCCAAGAACUAGCUUUCAAAGGCAAUGGCUCGGUUUACUUAACGUGGGAAGAUCUUUGCGUGACGGUUUUCUCGAGAGCGCAAAAAGACGGUACAAAAUCCAUAUUAACAGGGCUCACCGGCUAUGCCUGCCCUGGUCAGGUUCUUGCAAUUAUGGGCCCUUCAGGCUGCGGUAAAUCGACUCUUCUCGAUGCAUUGUCAGGGAGGUUGAGUUCAAGAACACGGCAGAAAGGCGAAAUCCUCAUCAACGGUGGUAAAAAGAAGCUCGCCUAUGGAAAAUCGGCAUAUGUGACACAAGAGGACACACUAACAUGGACACUAACUGUUAAGGAAGCUGUUUACUUCUCAGCUCAACUCCAACUACCCUCAACAAUGUCUGAAUCCGAGAAAAGGGAAAAUGCCGAGAGGGCAAUAAGGGAAAUGGGAUUACACGAUUCGACUGACACGAGUAUCGGAGAAUGUGGCCAAAAGGGCCUCAGCAGCGGGCAAAGGAGAAGACUAAGCAUUUGCAUCGAGCUCUUAAAGCGGCCGAGGCUGCUUUUUCUAGACGAGCCCACGAGCGGGCUCGACAGCGCAGCCUCUUACUUUGUCAUGAAGAGAAUAGUGCAAGUGGCGAGAGAGUACGAAAUGACGGUUUUGUCCUCCAUACAUCAGCCGGUCAGCGAGGUUUUUCGCCUGCUCGAUGGGCUCUGUCUUCUUUCUUCAGGGAGAAUGGUGUACUUUGGGCCCACGUCGUUGGCCAAUGAGUUUUUCGCAACAAACGGUUUAGCGUGUCCUGCUUUGCAAAACCCGGCCGAUCACUAUCUUAGGAUUAUAAAUGCCGAUUUUGAUGAGGACAUUGAAUGUGGUGGUGCUGGAAACAGAUUGGGCACCGAGGAAGUAAUUGAUCUGCUCGUGAGAUCCUAUAGUUCGUUCAGUACUUGUAAGCAAAUGAAGGCAUUCAUAUCCGAAAUACACAAACAUGAUGGAGGGCCGACUGAGAAGGACGGCCAGGCUACAUUAUUCACUCAAUGCCUCAUUCUCACGAAACGAUCGUUUAUCAACAUGUAUCGCGAUUUAGGCUACUAUUGGUUACGAUUCGCCAUCUACAUUGCCCUGUGUACUGGCUUGGGAAGUGUCUUUUAUAACAUAAGAAAUAGCUAUAAUUUCAUUCAUGAAAGAGGCUCACUGCUCAUGUUUGUAGCUUCCUUGUUGACUAUAAUGGCUAUUGGCGGCUUCCCUUCUUUCGUACACGACUUAAAGCGUGAUCGAUUAAACGGCCAUUACGGGCCUUCAGCAUUCGUCGUUAGCAACACAAUAUCCUCGACACCGUUUCUUCUUCUAAUCUCGGUUAUUCCCGGAGCAAUCACUUAUUUCCUUGCGGGACUUCAAAAACAGGGAAAACUCGAAUUCGUGUACUUCACUUUAGUACUCUUUGCGUGCAUGAUGCUGGUCGAGAGCUUGAUGAUGAUUGUCGCGUGUUUCAUGCCGAAUUUCCUCAUGGGGCUCGUUGUGGGGGCCGGUGUGCAAGGACUCAUGAUGCUAAGCGGCGGGUUUUUCCAAUUGCCAAAGGAACUGCCCAAGAUUUUGUGGAAAUACCCAAUGUACUAUGUAGCGUUUCAUAGGUAUGCUUACCAAGGAUUGUACAAGAAUGAAAUCGAAGGGCGCGUGUAUUUUGACGAUCACGAGGUUGGUGGGCCCUCUUCGGCCGUUGAUGGGGAAACGAUCUUGAGGGACGUGUGGGAGGUGGAGAUGGGGUACUCCAAGUGGGUCGAUCUUGGUGUCUUGUUCGGGAUGGUGCUCGUUUAUAGGUUCGUUUUCUUUGUCGCAAUCAAGAUUCGGGAAAAAUCGGCUGGCUAG